AUGUCGCUCAAAUCCGUAGCGCCAGUCGAGACCGCGUCUUCUGGGGUCAGCAAGGGACAUAAUGUGGCGAUUAAUGGCUUUAUUGCCUGGCUUCUCAUCAUCACCGUGUUCGUGGCGUAUUUUUUUUGGGCGUUUCUUCCCAGGCAUGUGCUUGACCGGACGCUUAUGAGCUAUUACCCGGACAAAUAUUGGGCUGUGGCGUUACCGGCUAUCCUUGUCAUCUCGACGGUGUACUAUCUCUCCACCUCCUUUCUUUUAGUGUUGCACCGGACGAACCCUCUCACCGACGGAUUCUGUGUUGCGGACGCGGAUGCAAAGGAGGAUUAUCAUGGCCUCGAAAGCCUCUCCGAAGCGAAGGAGGGUGUUCCUCCGAUAACUGAAAUACCAGUGAGCGUGGCGAGUCGACUUCUCUUCCAGCCGUGGACUUGA
Molecule: messenger RNA, 429 nt
Organism: Trypanosoma cruzi
Lineage: Eukaryota; Euglenozoa; Kinetoplastea; Trypanosomatida; Trypanosomatidae
Exons: 1
Coding region: 1-429 (142 amino acids)
Biological process (GO): GPI anchor biosynthetic process
Molecular function (GO): phosphatidylinositol N-acetylglucosaminyltransferase activity
Source: RefSeq, a predicted model, not a curated record